Brassica oleracea var. oleracea is the source of this 1660-nucleotide messenger RNA. RefSeq names its product cytochrome P450 71B7-like. The transcript is spliced from 2 exons. Gene Ontology annotation, molecular function: heme binding; oxidoreductase activity, acting on paired donors, with incorporation or reduction of molecular oxygen; monooxygenase activity. Bases 59 to 1567 code for a protein of 502 amino acids. NCBI's taxonomy places the organism in Eukaryota, Viridiplantae, Streptophyta, Magnoliopsida, Brassicales, Brassicaceae. The record is from RefSeq and is a predicted model, not a curated record.
UUGUGAAUAAUCAAAAACUAUCACCUAUCAGAUAUUUCAUACACUGCAAGCAAUAGCGAUGUCACCCUUGCUCUGUUUCCUCUCACUCUUAUCCAUUUUAUUAUUUUCUUUCUUGAUCUUCUUUAAGAAACUCAAAAGUGGGAAGCUUCCUCCGGGACCACAGAAGCUUCCGAUCAUUGGAAACUUACACAACCUCAACGGACUGGCUCACACAUGUUUUCAAAACCUCUCCCAAAAGUUCGGACCAGUGAUGCUUCUCCGUUUAGGAUAUGUCCCCACGGUCGUGAUCUCAUCGAGAGAAGGUGCAGAGGAAGCUCUCAAGACCCACGAUCUUGAAUGUUGCAGCCGACCAGAGACUGUCGCGACCAGGAUGCUCUCGUACAACUUCAAAGACAUCGGGUUCGCGCCUUAUGGUGAGGAAUGGAAAUCUUUAAGAAAGCUCGUGGUUAUGGAGCUCUUGAACGCGAAGAAGCUCAAAUCGUUCAAGUAUAUUAGAGAGGAAGAGAAUGACAUUUUGGUCAAGAAACUGAGAGAGUGUGCACUGACGGGAUCACCCGUGAAUCUUACGAAGGCCCUUUUCACGCUGGUUGCGAGCGUCGUGUGUAGGCUCGCGUUUGGUAUAGAUAUUCACAAGUGCGAGUUCAUCGAUGAGGACAACGUUGCGGAUCUAGUUCAUAAGUUUGAGUUGCUCAUCGAUGGUUUUGCGUUCUCUGAUUUCUUCCCUGGAGUGGGUUGGUUUAUCGACCAGAUAUCAGGACAGAACAAGACACUGAACAAUGUUUUCUCGGAGCUAGACACGUUCUUCCAGAAAGUGCUCGAUGAACAUCUGAAGCCUGAAGGAAGAGUAUCAGAGAGCCCUGAUGUCGUUGACGUGAUGGUUGAUCUGAUGGAGAAGCAAGGGAAAGACGGUGACUCGUUCAAGCUCACCACAGAUCAUUUCAAAGGAAUCAUCUCGGACAUAUUUCUAGCAGGUGUAAACACAAGCGCCAUCACUCUAGCCUGGGCCAUGACAGAGCUGAUCCGAAACCGUAGAGCAAUGAAGAAAGUACAAGACGAGAUUCGGACAACACUCGGAGACAAGAAGGAGAGACUCACAGAAGAUGAUCUCAGCCAGCUUCACUACUUCAAGCUCAUGGUCAAGGAAACAUUCAGAUUACACCCAGCUGCUCCUCUUUUACUUCCAAGAGAGGCAAUGUCUGAGAUCAAGAUCCAAGGCUAUGACAUCCCAGCUAAAACCCAGAUGAUCAUCAAUGUAUACUCGAUCGCACGCGAUCCAAAAAUUUGGACAAACCCAGAUGAGUUUAAUCCUGAUAGGUUUCUGGAGAGUUCGAUAGAUUACAAAGGACUGAACUAUGAGCUGUUACCAUUUGGGUCUGGUAGGAGAAUAUGUCCAGGGAUGAUGAUGGGGAUAGCUAACGUGGAAAUGGGAUUGUUGAACUUGCUCUACUUCUUCGACUGGGGAAUGCCUGAAGGGAAGACUGUGAAUGACAUGGACUUGGAAGAAACUGGAUCCAUCAUUGUCAGCAAGAAAGCAACUCUUGAGCUUGUUCCAUUUAUUAAUAACUGACAUGACUAUCAUGAAGCAAAUCAUUUUGUGUUUUGAUUUUGCAUCAUAUUAUUAUAAUAAAGAAAUUGAACUCAGCUUCUUAUAGUUUUGAUU